Molecule: messenger RNA, 1872 nt
Organism: Paralichthys olivaceus (Japanese flounder)
Lineage: Eukaryota; Metazoa; Chordata; Actinopteri; Pleuronectiformes; Paralichthyidae
Source: RefSeq, a predicted model, not a curated record
GAUCGCUGGUUUUGGCGUCUGAGGAACAACAAGGUGCAGGAGGGUUACCCCAUGCAGAUCGAUCAGUUCUGGAAAGGUCUGCCCCCUCGCAUCGACGCCGCCUACGAGAGAUCCGAUGGCAAAUUUGUCUUCUUCAAAGGUGAUAAGUACUGGGUGUUCAAGGAGGUCACGGCCGAGCCGGGUUACCCUCACAGUCUGGUGGAGCUGGGCAGCUGCCUCCCCAAAGACGGCAUCGACACGGCGCUGCGCUGGGAGCCGGUGGGGAAGACCUACUUCUUUAAAGGGGAUCAGUACUGGCGCUAUAACGAGGAGAAGCGCACCGCUGACCCCGGGUACCCCAAACCCAUCACUGUGUGGAAGGGAAUCCCAGAUGCUCCGCAGGGGGCCUUCAUCAGCAGAGAGGGCUACUACACCUACUUCUACAAGGGGAAGGAUUACUGGAAGUUCGACAACCAGAAGCUGACGGUAGAACCUGGAUAUCCAAAAUCUAUCUUACGUGACUGGAUGGGCUGCGACCAGUCCGACAUGGAACGCUCCAGCGGCAGCGGAAACCGCGGUGACCGCCAGCUGCCCCUCGACGACGUGGACAUCAUGGUGACCAUCAAUGACGUCCCGACGACGGUCAACGCCAUUGCCGUGGUGAUCCCCUGCAUCCUGUCUCUGUGCAUCCUGGUGCUGGUCUACACGAUCUUCCAGUUCAAAAACAAAGGAGUGCAGCAGAACACCAUAGCACAGCCCUACUACAAAUACCCGGUUCAGGAGUGGGUAUGACAGGCAACUUCCCCCCAGAGGAGGUCAAAGUUCACAGGCGAAGUGGUUGUCAUGUUGUCGGCUAGCUAAGGGUGGCUAAUGGCUUAAAAGAAAAGCAGAGGAAAGGGAACAGUUGAUGCUACAGGACGCUGCUACAAGAUGCUAACUGGCUAGAAUCUCAUGACCUUCUGGUGACACAAGCACUUCUGUGUAAAACCGGAAGAUUCGGGACUUUGUCUUUUUCAGGAUCCGAAAAACCAACAGGGAGAACUAUUCCACAAAUACUGGACGAGGACGCGAUCAUCCAAGGACACGACUUUUCAGUCUGGACCUGAUGAUGCGAUGCUAAAGUUCUUCGGCUCCUCGUCUGGGACCUACGACACACAGCUCUCCUUCUCAGUGAAAAGAACGAGGAGGAGGACAACGCUCUUCUAACCCUGACAACGACAGCUUGUACCGUGUGAACUUCUUCAACUAGCAAGAUGAAAUUUAACUUUAAAAAAAGAAAACGAAUAAAAACAUCAAACUUGAAGAUAAAUGUAGGUAGAAAGGCCAUAACAAAGAAAACCAAGGAUUUCUCGGUGGGUUCGUUUAUUUUCGGUUGUAUGAAAACUGUCAGAGGACAUUUUUCUCUCUUUUAGCACCAGACACUACAAUUCCCAUCACCAUCAACUCGACUCUUUGAAAACUGUGUAGAUCUACAGAGCGUGGCGCGAUGCUGUGUGUAGAAUAGUGAGUCAUCAGCGUAUCGUGAUAGAUUAGAUCAACAGCCUUACACACGUCUGCUCAUAUUUAACGUCCACACAACCAGGGCUCGUAUUCAUCGAGCUGUAAAUGAAAACACUCAAAUGACGACAAGCGAUUUUUCUUAAAACGGGACCUUUCUUAAACUUGUUUUCAUUAAUUGUACAAAAUAUCUUAAUUGAUGAUGAAAACUACAUCAGCUGAUAGAAAAGUGGUAGUUUUAUCCCACUGUUUGCAUUUUAUUCAUAUAUGUAAUAGAAUGUUGCACCACACUUUUUUAGAAUUUAGUUUCUUUUUCAACCGAUUUCUUAUUUAAUUCCUAUUUAUACAUUCUAAAUAUAUUCUAUUGUUAAUUUUACAUGUUUAUUGCUGUUUGAG